Messenger RNA from Eurypyga helias (sunbittern), 1866 nucleotides. RefSeq names its product calmegin (gene CLGN). NCBI's taxonomy places the organism in Eukaryota, Metazoa, Chordata, Aves, Eurypygiformes, Eurypygidae. The coding region runs from base 1 to 1866 and encodes 621 amino acids. The record is from RefSeq and is a predicted model, not a curated record. Gene Ontology annotation, cellular component: endoplasmic reticulum; endoplasmic reticulum membrane. Gene Ontology annotation, molecular function: calcium ion binding. The transcript has 15 exons. Gene Ontology annotation, biological process: protein folding.
AUGCGCUUCCAGUGGGACUGGCUGUGCUUGGGUGUCCUGCUAAUUAGCUCAGCGACUGCGGAAAUUGAAAACAAAGAAAGUCUGGAUGCAGAUGUGGAAGUGGAGGAUUUUGACAAGCAGUCUCAAGAAGCUGACAUUGACAGAGAGAAAUCUUCCUUAGCGGUUGUGUACCAGACCCCAAAGCCAACUGGAGAAGUGUAUUUUACAGAAACCUUUGAUGGAGAAUUGACUGGGUGGGUGCUGUCUAAAACCAAGAAAGAAGACACGGAAGAAAUUACUAAAUAUGAUGGAAGAUGGGAAGCAGAAGAGCUGAAAGAAAACACGGUGCCUGGAGACAGAGGAUUAGUGUUAAAAUCAGUGGCAAAACAUCAUGCAAUAUCAGCUAUGCUAACAAAGCCAUUUGUUUUCAAUAGUAAACCUUUGAUUGUUCAAUACGAAGUGAAUUUUCAAGAUGGCAUUGACUGUGGUGGUGCAUACGUUAAACUUCUCUCCAGUAGUGAUGAUUUGAAUCUGGAAUACUUUUUUGACAAAACACCUUAUACUAUUAUGUUUGGACCAGAUAAAUGUGGAGAAGAUUACAAACUACACUUUAUCUUCAGACAUAGGAAUCCUAAAACUGGAGAAUAUGAUGAAAAACAUGCAAAACGUCCUGACAUAGACCUAAAAAAAUUCUAUUUGGACAAGAAGACGCAUCUGUAUACUCUUGUGCUAAAACCAGAUGAUACAUUUGAAAUGUUAAUCGACCAAUCAGUUGUCGGCAAAGGAAGUCUUCUUGAGGAUAUGGUUCCUCCAGUAAACCCUCCCAAAGAAAUCGAGGAUCCACGUGAUAAGAAGCCUGACGACUGGGAUGAAAGACCAAAAAUACCUGAUCCAAAUGCUGUCAAACCAGAUGACUGGGAUGAAGAUGAGCCUUCCAAAAUAGAAGAUCCUGAUGCUGUUAAGCCUGAGGGAUGGCUUGACGAUGAACCACAAUAUGUUCCAGACCCUAAUGCAAAAAAACCGAAGGACUGGGAUGAAGAAAUGGAUGGGGAGUGGGAAGCCCCUCAAAUCCCAAAUCCAAAGUGUGAGACUGCACCUGGUUGUGGACACUGGGUGCGUCCCAUGAAGAAUAACCCGAACUAUAAAGGAAAAUGGAAAGCACCUAUGAUAGAUAAUCCUAACUAUCAGGGGAUCUGGAGCCCUCGGAAAAUAUCGAACCCAGACUACUUUGAAGACCCUCACCCAUUCGAGAUGACCACUGUCAGUGCUAUUGGUUUAGAACUCUGGUCCAUGACAUCCGAUAUCUACUUCGAUAACUUCAUUAUAUGUUCAGAGAAAGAAGUAGCAGAUCGUUGGGCAGCAGAUGGCUGGGGCUUGAAGAAAUUAGUAGCAAGUGCUAAUGAGCCAGGUAUGUUUAGUCAACUGGUGACUGCUGCAGAAGACCACCCAUGGCUCUGGGUUCUUUACAUCUUGACUUUAGCUCUCCCUGUUGGGCUAGGUGUGUUGUUCUGCUGGCCAGCAAAGAAAACAGAUGAAGAUACUGACUUCAGAAAGCUUGAUAUGUUGCAGCCAAUUGCAAAGGGAGAGCUAAAACAAGAGGGAGAGGACUUAGAAGAUGAUGAAAUAGAAUCAGGAGAAGAAAACAGAAAUACUGCAGAAGAUGAGAGAAGAGAAAUGGAGGAGACAAGAAGAGAGCUUAUGAAGGAUACAAAGAAGAUGGAAAGGGAGGCUCCUCCUUCAGAUGGUGAGGGUGAAAGUGGUAAAGAUACUGAAGAAAGAGAAAAUGAAUCUGGUUUAGGAGAUGAGAUGAAAGAAGAUGAUGAAAGCACAGAUUAUAGAGGUGGUCCACUGAAAUCAGUGCGCAAAAGAAGAGUACGAAAGGACUGA